Messenger RNA from Vollenhovia emeryi, 712 nucleotides. Its product is annotated as zinc finger BED domain-containing protein 1-like. The record is from RefSeq and is a predicted model, not a curated record. Gene Ontology annotation, molecular function: protein dimerization activity. The transcript has a single exon. NCBI's taxonomy places the organism in Eukaryota, Metazoa, Arthropoda, Insecta, Hymenoptera, Formicidae. The annotation marks the transcript as partial.
AUGCUAACACGUUAUGAAAUUCAACUAUUGAAGAAUCUUAUUAGCUUGCUCACACCUAUCGAAAGGGUCAUUACAGAAAUAAGCGGCGAUUCAUAUCCAACGGCGAGUGUCAUUAUACCAAUAAUACAUUGUAUGCAAGUAGCAAUAUGCUCUUGGGAACCAAAACAAUUGGAAGUCGAUAACAAUGUGACGGAAACAAGUAUACAGUUUAAGAAUCAUCUUCUGGCGUUAACAGAGCAAAAGUUUAAAGUUUUGGAAUUUAAUCCAAUCCUUGCAAUCUCAACUAUGUUGGAUUCGCGAUUCAAGAAACUACAUUUUCAAUCUGCACUGGCAGCAUCCUCAGCAAUUACAAAAAUUAACACCUUAAUGAAACCUAAUACAGUUUCUGAAAUUCCCAAUAGGGUUCCGACAAGAUCAUCAAAUAAUGAAUCAAGUAUAUGGGAAUAUCAGGAUGAAAUAGUGACUAAAAAUAUUGAUUCGAUAAGCAAUGACAAAGAAGGUCUCAAUCUUGAAUUACGACAGUAUCUUAAUCAACCAGUAAUUUCACGCUACCAAAAUUCUUUGAAACACUGGGAAACUGUCAAAUCAGCGUAUCCAUCACUAUAUAAAGUAGCCAUGAAAUAUCUAAGCGUCGUCGCAACGUCUGUUCCAUCCGAGCGAUUAUUUUCCAGAGCGGGAGCAAUUAAAGUGGAAAAUCGCAGUAGACUUUCGG